Fibroporia radiculosa is the source of this 2157-nucleotide messenger RNA. RefSeq lists its product as uncharacterized. The transcript has 7 exons. The coding region runs from base 1 to 2157 and encodes 718 amino acids. Lineage: Eukaryota; Fungi; Basidiomycota; Agaricomycetes; Polyporales; Fibroporiaceae. The record is from RefSeq and is a predicted model, not a curated record.
AUGCCUAAACGUCCCGUAACGCCGCCUCCCGCAGACGACGAGCCCCGCUAUUUGACUGUCGUGCAUCCAUACCCUCUCCACGCGAGCAUGGAGCGCGAGAGCGACCGCAGGGCUUUCGUCUAUUGGAUGGCCACCUGCAUCGGCAAGGAUGAUCUCUAUGCGUUCUUUCAUAAGCCAAAGUCGCCGAACAUGGUCAUAAUCGAAGUCAAUCGCGACUUCCAAGGCCUUCAGCGCGUCCUGGGUGAGCACAGAUGGGCCGAAGUUUUGAGAAAUCCUUCCGAGGAGGAGAAGAGUAAGGUAUCAAAAGUGUUUUUCUGCAAGUAUCGCUCCGGACGUGAGGUAGAGAAAAAUGGCUGGAAGCGUGUCUUCAUCCAGGAUAACUGGUACGAGACUCCCGAAGGGAUGGCAAGAUGGCGCGCUAUCAAUGAUAUCACCGUCCAUCCAUAUCCACAGACCUAUCGAUGCGAAGUGCCCGUAGAGGACAGGACUAGAGAGCCGCUAUGUCGUCCUCUGCCCGUCCGAGACUUCCCGCCUCCGCCUCCUACCCGUCCCCUGACAGUCGGCUCUGUUGCAUAUUACAAGAGCAAAACAGAAACCAAGGUUCCUGGUAACGCGUGGGCUUCAGGUGUUCCCUUGUCGCUGCGUUCGUCCAGCCCUGCAGCGUCUGGCUCGACCAUGACAGCUCGAACCAGCGACGGUACCGGCGUCAGUCUGGGCGUCAGCAAUAUGAAUGCCUGGAGUCAGAACACAAUGGGUUAUUCGCCAGGCCCCACUUUGCCCCCUGGUCUCUUGAUCCCGCCGGCUGUGAAUGUAUCUCGUUCACCUGACGGCUCCGCCGCAAAUUCGCUCGCCAGCUCGCCUGGUGAUGACUGGCACGUACCUCCGGGACUCGUACGUACUUCUAGUAAAGUCUCCAGCUCAGGUGAAAGCGAGGAAAUUGUUGAGCCUGCCUCGGCCUCAGAGGGCAGCUCCGUGGUGAUCGUCGAAGACCUGGCCGACGCCAUGCAAGGACUUCUGACCAACGACGGGAUGCCCGUGGCAUUUGAAGAGCAAGAAGCAAUUCCUGAUGGGAUCGAAGUUGAUUUAUGGGCGGAAGACCCGGUCGUUGCGCCUGCGACGCCCGAUGAAACUGUCUGGCGUUGUCCGACCCACUUCGAAUUAUGCAAACGAAAAUUAUGCACGGAGUACGGAGCGUGGGCAAGAGCUCAGAACAGGCUCAAGCAGCAGGCCGAUCGGGAAGCUAAAGCUAACAAGCCGGGAUCCAAUGGCAAAUGGCGCACUGGAGGGCGAGGCCCAGAUACAGACUCGAGCUCUGCCAACAAGCCCGGCUCCUGGCGCUCGAAUACCGGGCGCACUCGCGGUGUCCCUCCUGCGAAGCGGGGCCCCAUCCCUGCCCGCCCCGCACAACUGCAGCCGCGCCCCACGGCGAAUGCAUCCUCUAGCCGAGCUUCACCCAUCACAUCCUCUGCCCCUGCCUGCUCGGCGAACAGUGUGCCGCCGAGACCGGCACACCUUGCGCGACGACCUCCCAGUCCGCCGAGCCGCGAGGCAUUGCCCAGUCCGCCGCCCGCCGCUCCAACACACACGAUCCCGCCGAAGCCGGCCAGGUUCAACAAGAAGCCCGCUGCAGCAUCGCCCGCCCCGGUGCAGACUCCGCCUCGCCCCGCUUCGGGUGGCAGUAACCAGGCCGAGGGACAGCGCGGCGUGCCAGCCGCCCCGUGGAGCGCAAACGUUGGUCGGCCCACGUCGCCCGGGGCUGUUAGCGAUUGGGGCUCGGUCUCUGAGGGCCCGUGGGGCAACGACGGCCAUGCGCCCGCUGCUUCCAUGCGCGGCAAGGCUCCCAUGCAGGCUCCCAGGCAGGCUCCUCGUGCUGGAGCGGGUAACGUAUGGGCUAUGAGUCCUCAGUACGGUAUUGCUGGACCGUCUCGCGGCGCGCCGGCUCCACGUCCUACGUCCCCUGGGUCCGUGAGCGAGUGGGGUGCUGUCUCGGAGGGCCCGUGGGGGUCGAACGAGGACAGAGGGUAUGACAUGGAGGAGCCCGGCAUGCGCACCCCGCCUGCGGGACGGAGCUGGGCAGACGAGAUGGAUGCUGUGGAUACGAUGGACGCGCGUUCGGAGGCGGAUGAGUGGGACGCCGUGUCUGCGGGCCCGUGGUGA